AUGACAGUAAGUCUCAAACAAAACCUGAUCCAAGGCGGUGUUUCACACGAAGCUAUCGUGCUUCUCAGCAACAGCUUGCCGUCCGUUCCCACCGUAGACACGCCGACCACCACAUCGGAGACCGAGUACGUAGAUGGCUUCCACGAGAAGAGAACAGCCAGUUCCGAGUCUUCUGAUGAGAGUGGCUUUCGUGGACUCCACAGAGGAAGCGAAGAUCCUGUGUGGGACAACACAGACACCCUUUCAGAGGAUGAGGGCUUCCUGCCAGACGUGCCGUCCUGGUCACAGGAACGCCUAGUAAAGGAAAAGUCGAGCCCAGAAGACACACCAGAGCAUCCAGAUCGUGUCAAGGUCUCAUGGAACCUCCGGCAGUAUCAUCUCUCCGGCAUGGUAGCAUGGCGCAUCAAGAACGGUGGGGCGCGCAAUCUUGUCAUCCGUGGGUAUAGACAUGAAAAGAGCGAGAAGGCAAUCCGCGAUGAUCUCGAUCAUAUCCACAACCUCGUCGUGAUCAAGGUCGAGUUCAACAAGGGUGGCUGUUACAUCAGUACAAACUCUGUCUUCGCGGCGUCUUUUGCCAAGAAGACCUGUAUGAUGAGCCGAUUAAAGUACAAGGGAUGUCGUAUAGACUUCGCUCCAGACGAAUGCGCACAGCCACUGGAGCGCACAACCCCCUCCCAGUGUUCCAUACCACCACGUCUAGACGGUGCCAAGGACUUCGCGAACGGAAACAGGUUCGCGUUGCUCGACAUAGCCGGGUUUUGA
Messenger RNA from Emericellopsis cladophorae, 762 nucleotides. RefSeq lists its product as uncharacterized. Bases 1 to 762 code for a protein of 253 amino acids. The record is from RefSeq and is a predicted model, not a curated record. The transcript is spliced from 5 exons. NCBI's taxonomy places the organism in Eukaryota, Fungi, Ascomycota, Sordariomycetes, Hypocreales, Bionectriaceae.